CCACCAAGGAAAGCUCUUUUAACCUGAACAUAAGCCCCUCGGCGCAAAGCAAACCAUCCUAGUAUCACGAUGGCAUUCAGCAGUAAGUCCCCAUCCCAGCCCUACGAUCCACCCCACCUAUAGCGCAUUGACUAACCCUGCAUCCUGAAGGAGUGUUACUGGGCUUUCUCGGCCUGUUCUUCACAGCGGGAGCUCUUUUGCUAAUGUUCCUCACCCUCCUUGGCGGCGCCACCAACACCAGACCCUUGAACGAGAUCUACUUCCUACAAGUCGACACAAGCAACAUCCCCGGCGCACCCUCUUUGUCCCGCUGGACUUUCUGGCAACUAUGCGCCGUCGUCAAUGGAAAGAGUGACUGCGGAUCGUCGCACCCCGACUACCCCUUCGACCCCCCAAGCUCCCGCAACUUUGGCACCACCACCAACAUCCCGGCUGCCUUCAUCGGCACGAACCACUACUUCCUCACCUCUCGCUUCUCCUUCCCCUUCCUCCUCAUCGCCCUAUUCUUCGGCGUGAUCUCAUUCUUUACCGGCUUCCUGGCGAUGUUAAGCCGCAUCGGCGGCUACCUUUCCGCCCUGAUGGCAUGGAUCUCCCUGAUGUUCCAGAUCAUCGCUACCUGCCUGAUCACCGCCGUUUACGUCCAGGGCCGCAACAGGUUCAACGCCAACAACCAAACCGCCCGUCUCGGUGUCAAGGCCUUCGCCUUCAUGUGGACCGCCGUCGCCUGUCUCUUCCUCGCCUGCUUGAUGUACUGCAUGGGUGGCGCCGCCAGGAAGGACAGAGUUGGCAGAGGUAGUGGCUAUACCGGCCGUGGUGCGCGCCAGGAAAAAUGGUUCGCGAGCUCCCGUCGCUCCGGCAGCCUCAGACAUGAUAAGGAAACGGCCCCUUGAAUAAAGCAGGCCGAACCAAGUCUGCCGAUUUCUUUGCGGGGAGGUUAGAGCGGGCCGGAUAUUGUACGUGGGAGAGACUCCUCUGACCCGCCCACUUUUUCCAGAAUUCUUCGCUAUGGCUGGAGAGCUCAUCCGGCUGACGCUCCUCGCU
This is a messenger RNA of Aspergillus homomorphus CBS 101889, 1041 nucleotides long. RefSeq names its product SUR7/PalI family protein. Bases 204 to 890 code for a protein of 228 amino acids. The transcript is spliced from 3 exons. Gene Ontology annotation, cellular component: cell cortex; membrane raft; plasma membrane. Gene Ontology annotation, biological process: fungal-type cell wall organization; endocytosis; septin cytoskeleton organization. Lineage: Eukaryota; Fungi; Ascomycota; Eurotiomycetes; Eurotiales; Aspergillaceae. The record is from RefSeq and is a predicted model, not a curated record.